ACGUAGAAGCAAUCGAGGUCGAGGUGGGCGAUCACCCGCGGCUCCUGCGGCUCGGGCCUCGCCACCGGCAUCGCUUCCCUUUCCCCGCCGCCGCCUCCCGCCGACUCUGCCCUCGCUUUCGCUUCCCUUUCUCUAUUGCUUCUUUGUUUAUGUUUCGGUUUCGGCCGGGCGCGAUCAUGGCCGUCCGUCUCGCCAGUUGGAGAGACCACGUGGCGGGCAUCCCGCGACUUCUAAGCGAGCCCGUCCCGUUGGCAACCCCAUCUCCACGCAUCUCCCCUUCCCUCGUCCCAUUCCCCUUGUCCACUCUACUCCUCUUCUCUUCCCCUCCGUGCCGCUGCCGCGUGAAGGAGCCGCGGAAGCGGCCGGACUUUGCCGCCGAGGCCGGGAGCGACCAGCGAUCUCCUGCCCCGUCGCACCAGAUUAACAGUGUGUUUUCCUUGACGUACGAGAUAUGGGGAACCGACAUUUGGCUUGACGCUGGAGCGAACUGUCGUUCGACAUCCUCAGAAGUUCAACUCUCUCCUGACCUCAUACUUGUGAUUGCGAAUUUGUGGCAUGCAGCUCGGGGUCCAAGAUCAACGUAUCCUCGUGUGUGGAAGACUGAUAAGAGAAUUGGCACCAUUUCCAAGUCAGAAAAGCUUGUCAAAUAUGGGAGGUUCUCCUACAUUUCACAUGCAUCAUUUUUGGGCUCCUUGUAUCCGUGGUCCGUUUCAGCCUACGAGCUAAUGCAGGCUCAAAACUACUCCCUCCGUUUUAAAAUAAGUGAUUUAAAAAAGAUCUAAUUUUAUACUAAAGUUAGUACGAAGUUGAAUCACUUUUGAGUCAUUUAUUUUAAGACGAAGGGAGUAUAUUCUGCAUUUAUUUUGGUUGCUCACAAAACUCCAACCUGCAACAAGAAUACCGUUUGAUU
This is a messenger RNA of Hordeum vulgare subsp. vulgare (domesticated barley), 910 nucleotides long. RefSeq lists its product as uncharacterized. The record is from RefSeq and is a predicted model, not a curated record. The transcript has 2 exons. Lineage: Eukaryota; Viridiplantae; Streptophyta; Magnoliopsida; Poales; Poaceae. Bases 150 to 782 code for a protein of 210 amino acids.